CUAGCACGUUCUUGUCGAUGUCGUCAUGUCAAAGAGUUUAUCGGAUCAUGAUCGGAUCGUGUGGGGAAGUCCGGAAGACUAUUUUGGGUGUCUGUUUUUCUCGUAUUGAGAACAUUGGAAGCUUAAAUGACGAAUUAAGAAAUCCAAUAUGAGUGAAAACAAGGAGAAAGAAGGAUCAGCAGGACCUCCGAAGUUGAAGCAAAAAUAUGACUGGUACCAAACAGACUCUACUGUCGUCAUUACUCUUUUGAUAAAAAAUUCCAAGAAAGAAGAUGUACAAGUGGAUUACACGGAAAGAGCAGUGAGUGCAACAAUCAAGCAGCCUUCUGGGAAUGACUUCAGCCUGGAGUUGGACCUGGCCCACAAUGUCGUCCCUGCCAAGUGCACAACCAAGAUCAUGUCUAUGAAGAUUGAGCUGAAGUUAGUCAAAGAAGAGGGACUGAGGUGGAACAAGCUGGAAGGGGAGGAUACGCUAGCUACCAACGCAGCCACAGAGCAAGAUGCCCAAGACAUUGUCCACAAGUACCCGACGUCCAGCCACGUGACACGGAACUGGGACAAGAUCGGCAAGGAAGCGGAGGAAGAGGAGAAGGAAAAGGCUGAGGGAGAGGCUGCCCUCAACCAGCUCUUCCAAAAGAUCUAUGGAGAUGCCUCGGACGACGUCAAGAAGGCCAUGAACAAGUCAUUCACCGAAUCAGGAGGCACUGUCCUCAGCACCAACUGGAAAGAAAUCGGUCCUCAGAAAACGGAAAUUAAACCACCAGAUGGAAUGGAGUACAAAAAAUGGGACACCUAGUGGUCUGCGUAAGGGAAGUGUACAUAGUGGAGCUGGUCCGCAUUGAGACAAGUAAAUAGAUAUGAUAAAACCUCUCCAGUGUACAGGCAUGCAACUGGCAAUUUCGAGGAAACUCCGAACCACACCAGACUUCGUACUGUAUUUUUCAGUUUGUAAUGGCAUUCAUGAGAAGUGAAAAACGAGGAAACCAGGGGAUCCGAGGAAAAGUUGCAUGCCUGGGUGUAGGUUAGGAUAACGGGCAGAUACUCUUAAUCAUGUGAGAUCUUUUCAAUCUUUUCAAUCUUUUCAAAUCUCCGUCAUGUCAAACCUCAUCUGUCAGGUCAAAGCAGGUCAAAUCUGUUCAAUUUUUUUUUCAAGUGCACCUACAUUCUCCGUCCAGUAUAUGUAUUUCAUCCCACGCAGCUCCGUCAUAGUCUUUUCUUAAAGGUUUCACUUAGUUUUUGUUCUGCUAAGAGUUACAUUUCCACGCUCGGUUGGUUUUUAAGUUGCUGUUAUGUUGUUCCCUGUCCCAAGCUUAUAGCUGUUUUACAUCUGUAUGGGAACCAGUAGUGCUUGUAGUACUGUUAAUAAUCAUUUGAGAGAAUUUUUGUUUUUGGUGUUAACAAUAUUGCUAAGGCCCCCAAAAAAGAUAUUCUUAGAUAACUUGGUGAUAUCAUCAUUGCCGUGAUCUCAUUUAUUUGAUUUUUAUUCAUUUGAGGAAAGAAUCCCCAAAUUUCCUUGUCAAUAUGGUUUAUAAAAUUGUACUGUGUAAAUUUUGUAUAGUCUUUUCUCUUUAAAUUUAAUCAAUACUUUUGCAUUUCUCAAAUUGCUGUUUUUUUCUCUUUGGUCAUCAACAUCUUUGCAGUAAAACUGUGACAACAUUCAUUUUCUCCUCAAAAUUGACCAAUCAAAUUUGAAGUGAACACUUCACUUUCCAUGGGGCUGCCAAAGAUAGGAAGGAUAUUCCCAGUCCGUGGGGAGGAAUAACAAAGAUAAAUUUCCAUUUGAAUUCUUAGAAAAGCAAAUUGUAAAAUGUUUAUAUUCAUCCUCGGUCAAUCCUCAUUGGUUUUUUUCGUAUGCUGUACAGUUCUUACUUUUUGUUGGCUCAAGAUAAACAGGAAAUUAAAAAUAAUGCACUUGGGAUAAUUCUAUCAAAAUAAUUGGAAAGGUGAAUGUGCUUUACAGAAUUUUCUUUUCCCCCCAAUAUUUACUCAGAUAAAUUGAAAUAGAAUUCUAACUUUGUAUGUGUUACAUUCAUUCUGCGAUUUCAUAUCGAUUUGAUAAAAAAUCAAGAGAGGUGCAUUGUGGUCAUAUUAUAUCCCAACAUCUUUUACCACCUUCAAAUGUAAAUUGUCAUUUCCUUACCGCAUUCUUUAAAAAACAAAUUGCGACCAUGUUGCAUGUAUAACCAUUUGUGUAUUGAAACAAAAAAACCAAAAACAUUUCACCACAUGUGUAGCUUUUUAGAACAAGGAAUGUAACCAAUCUUUAAGAUUUCUUUACUUUUUGCUUUGUAUUUCUUGAAACAAUAAACUAAAUAAUGUUUGGAAAAAAAA
Molecule: messenger RNA, 2331 nt
Organism: Patiria miniata (bat star)
Lineage: Eukaryota; Metazoa; Echinodermata; Asteroidea; Valvatida; Asterinidae
Gene: sugt1
Product: protein SGT1 homolog
Exons: 6
Coding region: 149-796 (215 amino acids)
Biological process (GO): protein stabilization
Molecular function (GO): protein-folding chaperone binding
Source: RefSeq, a predicted model, not a curated record